Microdochium trichocladiopsis is the source of this 660-nucleotide messenger RNA. RefSeq lists its product as uncharacterized. NCBI's taxonomy places the organism in Eukaryota, Fungi, Ascomycota, Sordariomycetes, Xylariales, Microdochiaceae. Gene Ontology annotation, molecular function: protein binding. The record is from RefSeq and is a predicted model, not a curated record. Bases 1 to 660 code for a protein of 219 amino acids. The transcript has a single exon.
AUGACGGCCAACCCUUUCCUCCUGGCUGCAGACAACCCGGCGGCGCUCCUGCCGCUGCUGCGCGAGAAUCCAGCACUGGCCUCAGCUCAGGAUGACCACGGAUACUCCCUUGUCCAUGCUGCCGCUAGCUACAACCAUCUUGACCUCCUACGUGCCUUGAUCCGCCAGUUCAAUGUCGAUGUGGACCUGCGCGAUGAGGACCAGGAGACAGCCCUCUUUGUGGUAGAGACCGUAGAGGCAGCCAAGCUUCUUGUCGAAGAGCUUGCAGCGGAUCUGACGGCGACAGGCACCGAAGGUCGCACUGCUAGGGAAAAGAUUGCGGAAGAGGGAGAGUUCCCCGAGGUCGCCGAGUAUCUCCAGUCGAAGGAGUCGUCCCUUCCUGCCGAAAGUCUCAACGGCAUCCACCCUGCAGUUCCGGCUAGCAGCGAGGCUGACACUACUGCUGCGUUGCCCAACGGCAUGCGAGUGUCCAUGGGCACCAUAGAGCCUGGCGACGAAGAAGCAGAGGUCGACCCAGUACUUCGCCGGAGGAUAGAGGAGCUUGCAGAACGGGAGGAUUUCCAUACUGAGGCUGGACAAGCAGAGCUGCGCAGACUAGUAGAGGACGCCAUUGGAGCUGGCGACUAUUCGGAUCGCAACGUCAGGUCCAGACAGGAAUAA